Molecule: messenger RNA, 4021 nt
Organism: Amblyraja radiata (thorny skate)
Lineage: Eukaryota; Metazoa; Chordata; Chondrichthyes; Rajiformes; Rajidae
Product: cyclin-dependent kinase 12
Exons: 13
Coding region: 521-4021 (1166 amino acids)
Biological process (GO): positive regulation of transcription elongation by RNA polymerase II; protein phosphorylation
Cellular component (GO): nucleus; cyclin/CDK positive transcription elongation factor complex
Molecular function (GO): ATP binding; RNA polymerase II CTD heptapeptide repeat kinase activity; cyclin binding
Source: RefSeq, a predicted model, not a curated record
CGGAGUGGGUGUUUCCGGCGGAGCGGCUCUGAAGCCGCAAUGGCGUCGGUGUUUGUAGAGCUGAGCUCAGGCUCCUGCCCGCAAUCCGCAUCCAUCGGCCCGAGGACUGGCCAGACACGGCUCCUGGGCUGCUAACCCUAGUGCAGAAUAUCCUAUAUACACGCUGAUAGACUCAUUUGCCGAGAACCACAGCGAUAUUAUUGAUAAAAACUUAAAUACCAGAUACAAGUUUUUUUGACGUUCGCUAAUCCAAUUUGCCGGACUCGAACUCAACUUAGAACGAAAUAAAAUAAGUUUUUAAUGUUUGGGAAAGGCACCUAUCCUGUAACAAAUUCUUCAGGAGCCAAAACAUUGACAGGAAAAUUGCAAAUGCCAGAAAGUAGUUCCUGUAAAGUAAAGUUGACAGAGACAGAGUAAAGGUUAUGGAAGAUAAGGAACCUUUGGGGUGAAUGUUGAGCCAGAGGAGCAGGGCUGCCACCAGCACACCUCACCGUUAAUUUUCUUGCUUUUGUUUUGUGGGAUGCCAGGCUCGGAGAGAGCCGGGACCAAGGCGGAUGGAGGCAGUGGCCUGUGCUCCCUGCAGCCCGGCCCCAGCAGCAGCAGAGAGAGGCGCAAAGCAGCGUCCAGGCACAAGCGGCACCGAGCCAAGCACAGCCGAGACUCGCCGGGGGUGGCCACACAGCCACCGCUCACCAAGGUGAAGUCUCUGGUGGAGUACGACGACAUCAGUUCGGACUCUGAUACUUUCUCCGAGGUCACCAUCCGCUCUGACCGCAGGGACAAGGAAGAACGGACAAGUUCGGAUAAAGCAGUAAAAGUUCACAAGCAUCACCAUCACCAUCUACACAAACGGGUUAAGGAACACCACAAGUCGAAGGAGACAGAGAGGGUUAAGGAGCGGGGCAGGAAGCUGGAAUCUGGCAAGCCCAGUGGCAGCAGAGAGAGGACUUCAUCUAAAAGGCAGAUGGUUGAGGAUGAAGAGAGUGGGAAGAAGGGGCGAGCAUCACCACUCAUCAAGCACAGCAGCAAGGAGGCAAGGUCUGCCAAAUCGUCCAAAGAGAGGGUGAGGCGUGAGAAAGAGCAGCGGUCAGCACACAAGGAGCGACUAAAGAGCCAGAAGAAAAGCAAGGAAACGCCGCGGGGAUAUCGCUCGUCCUCCAGUCCGAAAAAGAAAGGUGGGAGCCCGAGACGCAGGCGUUCCAGCAGCCCACACCGAGAGGACAGCCCGUUUGGCAGCCACAGCAAGGGCUACGAGGGCAGCCCGGGCUACAGGCCGCGGACUUUGAGUAAUUACGACGGGCAUCGCCGGAGCCCCGCUGACUCUGUGCGGAAACAGUCUGCCAGCCCUACCUACUAUGGUUCCCGGGAGCCUGCAGCCUACCAUGCCGCCUACACCGCACGUUCGCCCAGUCCCUAUGGCCGCAGGCAGCGAUCGUCCAGCUACGACAGGCACAGCAGCUCGUACGAGUACAGUGGGCGUUCGCCCAGCCCCUACGGCAGGAGACGCUCCGUCAGCCCCUACAGUCGCCGCUCCUUCAGCCAGAGCCCCAGCAACAGAAGAUCAGGCAAGUCUAGGAGCAGGAGCCCGCUGUACACACGCCACUCUCGUUCACACAGUAAACACCGGCAGUCGCGGUCACCAAGCUGCCACUCCAGCAUCUCGCCCAGCCGCUUCACCCUCAAGUCCAGCCUGGGCGCUGAGCUGAGCAAAACCAAGAGGGCGCGCGCGGCGGUGGCUGCCAAAACCGGCACCAAAGACUGCAGAGAGGCCAAGCUACCAUGCAGCAGCACGCCCACAACCGCCACACUGAAGGACGUCAAGAAAUUGACUAAAGUAAUAAAGCCUGAGGUGCCCCUGGCACCCACUGAGGUGUCAAACUCGGUGCCUGUAAAGACGGGCAGGGACACUGCGGAGGAGAUGAUUCCAGAGCUGAAGGUGAAGACGGAGCAGGAGGAUGAGGAGACGGCGCUCUCACCGCUGGUGCUGAUCGGCAAGGAGUCCCGGUCACCGGCACACAAACGCGACAAGAAUCUGCCCCCAUUACCAAACGAAAGCCUCCAGGAAAAGCCCCCGCUUCCUCCGUGUGGCUCUGCUCCACCAUUACCUCCUCCCUCCCCCCCCCUGACUCUCCCCCCUGUUCCUGUACAACUGCCUCCCCUGCCCCCCGUCACUUGCAGCCAACCACAACCUGUGGCCGAGGUGCCGCCGGAGCUGCCGCAACCACCGGUGGUCACGGUGCAGCUGCCGUUACCACCAGUGCUGCCGCCGUCACCUCCAGCAUCCGUCCCCACACCCGCACCUCCACCCAUGUCGACUCCUGUGCUGCCGGUGAUCCUCCCCACCAGCGGCACGUUGCUGCAGCCUGCACGGACAACAGCACUGACCAGCGGCCUCCCCAUGCCACCCACACUCAACUGUGUGCCGUCCUUACUGACGUCCACCCUCCCACCACUACCGCUGCCCCCACUGCUGCCUGGCGAGGACGAGAUGGAGAGCCCAAAGGAGAGUCCCGCUGUCAAACCCGUGAAGAAAGACAGAGACCAAAGAACACGGCAUUUACUGGCGGACCUGCCCCUCCCUCCAGAACUCCCGGGAACAGACCCCUCGCCACCAGCCUCCCCGGAGCAGAAGACCCCUCCCCAGCCUCAACCCGUGCUGAAAAAGAGGCCCAAAAUGUGCUGCCCUCGGUACGGAGAGAAGACGGAGACAGAGAGCGACUGGGGCAAGCGGUGUGUCGAUAAGUUUGACAUCAUUGGAAUCACUGGAGAGGGGACGUACGGGCAAGUUUACAAAGCAAAGGAUAAGGACACAGGUGAGAUGGUUGCUCUGAAAAAGGUUCGUCUCGAUAAUGAAAAAGAAGGCUUUCCCAUCACAGCCAUUCGAGAAAUCAAAAUCCUUCGGCAGCUGAACCACACCAGUGUGGUGAACAUGAAAGAGAUAGUGACCGACAAGCAGGAUGCACUCGACUUCAAAAAGGAUAAAGGGGCCUUCUACCUGGUCUUUGAGUACAUGGACCAUGACCUGAUGGGGCUUCUGGAGUCAGGGCUGGUGCACUUCACCGAGGACCACAUCAAAUCCUUCAUGAGGCAGCUGAUGGAUGGCCUCGAUUACUGUCACAAAAAGAACUUCCUGCACCGGGACAUCAAAUGUUCCAACAUCCUCCUCAACAACAGUGGGCAGAUUAAACUGGCAGAUUUUGGCUUGGCGCGAUUGUACAACUCUGAGGAAAGCCGCCCUUACACCAACAAAGUCAUCACGUUGUGGUAUCGACCGCCAGAACUGCUGCUGGGGGAGGAGCGAUACACGCCUGCCAUCGACGUUUGGAGCUGUGGCUGUAUCCUUGGGGAACUCUUCACUAAAAAGCCAAUCUUUCAGGCCAAUCAGGAGCUGGCACAACUGGAGCUGAUCAGUCGAUUGUGUGGCAGCCCUUGCCCAGCGGCCUGGCCUGACGUCAUUAAGUUGCCGUACUUCCACACGAUGAAACCGAAGAAGCAGUAUCGACGCCGCCUUCGAGAAGAAUUUGCAUUCAUUCCACUCCAUGCACUCGACUUACUUGACCAUAUGUUGACCCUGGACCCCAGUAAACGCUGCUCCGCCGAGCAGACCCUGCUGAGCGACUUCCUCAAGAACGUGGACCCCACUACGAUGCCUCCACCCGACCUUCCCCACUGGCAGGAUUGCCACGAGCUGUGGAGUAAGAAGCGGCGACGGCAGAAGCAGGCCGGCAUUGUGGAGGAGCCGCCAGUGCCCAAAGCCCCACGCAAGGACAACGCGCUGACCGCAGACGACAGCCGCAGCAACACGCCGCAGACAGCAGCACCGCAGACAGCAGCACCGCAGGGCAAGGCACAGAGCAGCCACACAGACGUGGGCAGUAAGUCAACCCGGCCUGGUGCCGGCCGGGAGUCUCUGUAUCUGGACAAGGGCCCGGUCCCUCUCAGCCGCUCCCACCCGGGCAACCACCCGGGGAACCACCCGGCCAACCACACUACACUGGUGCAGCUGCAGCUGGUGCCAUGA